AUGUCUAACAGUGUAUAUAGAUGUGUCGAACGUGGAAUCUCACUAAAACACUUUGAGGAUAACUCUGAUCUGGAAGUCCAAGCAUCAACCCAUUCCUGUGACAAGCCUUUCCAAUGUGGGAUGUGUUUCAAGUGUUUCUCUUACAAGUGUCACGUUAAGCGGCACAUGAGGAUCCACACUGAUCCACGACUGAAUCAACGUGAGGCCAGCAUCAAAUGCUAUCGCGUGAAUGUUUUAUUCCAAAAGCACAGGUUCAUUCACCCUGAGGUUCAGGAUUUCAAUUGUGAUGUGUGUGGAGAACGUUUCUCCAGCAUUUGCAACUUGAAACAUCAUAACAUGUUGGUUCACAAGCCUUCCAAAUCCUUCAAGUGCCCAGAGUGUUCAAAGUGUUUCACUCGACCUUUCGUCUUGAAACAACAUAUGUUGCUCCACAGCGGCGUUAAGCCACACAAAUGUGAUGUAUGUGCCAAACGUUUCACUCAGCGCUCCAACUUGCGUGCACAUAUGUUAGUUCACCUUGAUGAUAAGCAUUUUAACUGUGACGUGUGUGAAAAGAUUUUCUCACAAAACAAAUCCUUGAAAAGACACAUGUUCAUUCACACUCAUGAUAAACCUUACAGGUGUGAUGCGUGUGGGAAACACUUCUCACGAAAUUCUAACUUGAAAGAACACAUGAUCACUCACGUUAAACCUUUCAUAUGUGAGGUGUGUGCAAAACGUUUCUCCCGUAACAGAAACUUGAAAACACAUAUGUUGAUGCACUCUGGCGUUAAACCUUUUGUGUGUGAUGUGUGCAAAAAGGGCUUUUCGCGCAAUGCCAACUUGAGACAGCAUAUGUUGAUACACACUGGUAGGGAAACUUUCAGAUGUGAGGUGUGUACCAAGUGUUUCCCACUAAGCACCUACUUGAAACAGCAUAUGUUGGUUCACUCUGGUGCUAAACCAUUCAAGUGUGAGGUAUGUGGAUGUUGUUUUUCACACAAUGCCAACUUGAGACAGCAUAUGUUGGUUCACUCUGGUGCUAAACCAUUCAAGUGUGAGGUAUGUGGAUGUUGUUUUUCACGCAAUGCCAACUUGAGACAGCAUAUGUUGGUUCACUCUGGAGAAACACGUUUCAAAAGUGAACCUGCACACGGUGAUUCCCCACUAUUCUCAGCUUGA
Molecule: messenger RNA, 1161 nt
Organism: Gigantopelta aegis
Lineage: Eukaryota; Metazoa; Mollusca; Gastropoda; Neomphalida; Peltospiridae
Product: gastrula zinc finger protein xLCGF3.1-like
Exons: 1
Coding region: 1-1161 (386 amino acids)
Biological process (GO): regulation of transcription by RNA polymerase II
Molecular function (GO): RNA polymerase II cis-regulatory region sequence-specific DNA binding; DNA-binding transcription factor activity
Source: RefSeq, a predicted model, not a curated record